AGAAAAUGGCUGAAGCGAUGGCAAGUAACCAGGACAUUUUCAUGUGUCCUGUUUGUUUAGAUCUUCUAAAGCAUCCAGUGACUCUCAACUGUGGACACAAUUUCUGUUUGGAUUGUAUUGAGGCUUGUUGGGAUAAGGAAGACGUGAAGGGCGUUUACAGCUGUCCCCAGUGCAGAGAGACUUUCUCUCCAAGACCCGUUUUAAAGAAGAAUCAUGUUUUGUCUGAGCUCGUGGAUCAAAUGAGGAAGAGCAGAAUACAAACUGCAGCUCCCGUUGAAUGUGCUGCUGGACCUGGAGAUGUAGAAUGUGACGUCUGCACCGGCAGAAAACUAAAAGCUGUCAAGUCCUGUCUGGAGUGUUUGAAGUCGUACUGUGCCACUCAUUUGAAAGUUCACGAUGAACUUAUAGGUAGAAACCACACCAUGGUCGAAGCCACUGGCCAGCUACAGGAGAGGAUCUGCCCCAGUCAUAAGAAGGUUUUAGAAAUAUUCUGUCGCACAGACCAGAGUUGCAUCUGCUAUCUGUGUACGAUGGACGAUCAUAAAAGCCAUGACACAAUCACAGCAAAAGCAGAGUGGAGCCAUAAAAAGGAGGGGUUGGGGCAGAGCCAGAGGAGAUGUCAGCAGAUAAUCCAGUUGAAGGAGACGGAGCUGCAGGAGCUGAGGAAGGCUGUGGAGACUCUCAAGUCUGGUGCACAGACAGCAGUGGAGGAGAGUGAGAGGAUGUUUACUGAGAUGAUCCGCUCCAUUGAGAGAAGGCGCUCUGAGGUGACAAAGCUGAUCAGAGCUCAGGAGAAGGCUGAGGUGAGUCGGGCGGAGGGACUCCUGAAGCGACUGCAGAAGGAGAUUGCUGAGCUGAAGAGGACAGAUGCUGAAAUGAAGCAGCUUUCACAGACACAUGAUUCCAUUCAUUUCCUCAAGUUGGCUGGGGUCAAAGGUCAAGUAGCCAGCGCGUCAUCAGGGAGUCUGGAGCCCGAGGGGGAGCGAGGCGAGGCGGGGUUAUGA
Molecule: messenger RNA, 1004 nt
Organism: Engraulis encrasicolus (European anchovy)
Lineage: Eukaryota; Metazoa; Chordata; Actinopteri; Clupeiformes; Engraulidae
Product: E3 ubiquitin-protein ligase TRIM47-like
Exons: 4
Coding region: 6-1004 (332 amino acids)
Molecular function (GO): zinc ion binding
Source: RefSeq, a predicted model, not a curated record